GCAUGCCUAGAAAUUUUGCACCAUUGAAAAAGCAGGAGAACCCGUCAAAUUACUUCAACAAUUGAUGAGAACAAUAUUCCCAAUCUUGUGCACCAGCAGCAUUUCAAACUUUACCCAAUUAAAAACGGAUAAACCUUAAACCCAUAGAUCCCAAGCUAAAACCCCAGCUAGAUUCCCAAUUGAGCAACCAAUUCAAGAAGAUGAACAGUAGCCUCCGGCUGUUCCCAACUUGUUCGUGCUCAAACCGACUACCCACCAAUCCAAAACCAACUUCGCUGUUUUUCAUUAACAAUCCUACCCACUUUCUGCAUUUGAAGCGAGCUAAGAGGAAGCAGCAGUUGGCAUCGUGUACCAGUUAUGAAGUCGGUGGAGGUUAUCCAGAGGAGGAGUUGGAUAUGCAAGAUAGAAGACGACCCAUUAAAGAAGUGAAGCCGAAAAUGGACUCUUCCGAGUACGAAGCUCUCCUCAAAGGAGGCGACCAAGUCACCUCUGUUCUCGAAGAGAUGAUUGUCCUCCAGACACAUGAUGUUCACAUUCAAAGGUGUUCUUGUCAUGAUUGCCAAUUUCAUGGUGAGAAGUUGGAAGAUACGAACAUUGAUGAAACAUCUGAAGAGAUAGCUUUGCAGUUGGCUGCACAAGGUGUCAUAGGUAAAAGGGUUGAUGAGAUGGAGUCAGGCUUUAUGAUGGCCUUAGACUACAUGAUCCAGAUUGCUGAAAAGGACCAAGAUGAUAAGCGCAAGGCAAUACUGGAGGUGGUGAAGGAGACAGUUCUAUCUCAUCUCACAAAAAAAUGCCCGCCACAUGUUCAAGUGGUCGGCCUACUUUGUAGAACUCCAUUGAAAGAAAGCAGACAUGAACUACUUCGUAGAGUUGCUGCCGGGGGUGGUGUCUUUAAAAGUAAGAAUGGCACCAAGGUUCAUAUCCCAGGAGCAAAUCUUAACGACAUAGCCAACCAAGCUGAUGAUUUAAUAGAGACAAUGGAAACUCGGCCAAUUGUACCUGACCGGAAACUGCUUGCAAGGCUUGUUCUGAUUAGAGAAGAGGCUCGGAAUAUGAUGGGAGGUGGAAUUCUGGAUGAAAGAAAUGAUCGUGGUCUAAGUACUCUUCCUGAAUCAGAGGUGAACUUCUUGACCAAACUGGUUGCUUUGAAACCAGGUAAUGUUGUCCAGGAGAUGAUACGAAAUGUAAUGUUAGGUAAAGACGAAGGGGCCGAUAACUCAGGUGAUGAUAAGGAAGAUACUGCAGGUGGACGGAGAGCUUCAAGGGGAAUUGCAGGAAGGGGAAGUGUAUCAGGGCAGAAGCCACUUCCUGUUCGUCCAGGCAUGUUUCUAGAAACCGUAUCUAAGGUCCUGGGUGGAAUAUAUGCUGGAAAUGAAUCAGGUGUCACUGCACAACAUUUAGAAUGGGUACAUCAGAAGACACUUCACAUUCUUGAGGAAAUAGCAUUCUAAUCUUUGCUAUCGUCAAGGAAUUAGGAGCAAAUAUAGCCCAAAUCAAGCUUUGAAUCUCCCAAAUCAGCCAACAUGAUGGAAAUAUCAAGCUGCCAGUGAAGUACCAUGUGAAGAAAGGCCCCACUUGAUAAGUCUAUUAUAAUAAAUUUUGCUUUAAUGUACACAAAAAUGGGGCCUUUGUAAUCAUCUUCUAUGCUGAGAGAAAGUUGAAGCAAACACAGCAAAGCAAGGAUGGUUUCUGUUUUAUGUAAAGAAGAAGCCCUUUUCUUCCCAAUCACUAUCUAUUCUUCUUCAUUUGUGUUUGCUGCCUUUAGUUCAUUGUAUAAAACAAAUGUAAGGGCCCAUUCUGAAAGGUUUCUAUAUUUUUAACUAUUUUAUUUUAUUUUAUUUAUUUAUUACGUAA
Messenger RNA from Benincasa hispida (wax gourd), 1854 nucleotides. RefSeq names its product protein PEP-RELATED DEVELOPMENT ARRESTED 1, chloroplastic. Gene Ontology annotation, biological process: regulation of DNA-templated transcription. NCBI's taxonomy places the organism in Eukaryota, Viridiplantae, Streptophyta, Magnoliopsida, Cucurbitales, Cucurbitaceae. Gene Ontology annotation, cellular component: chloroplast nucleoid. The record is from RefSeq and is a predicted model, not a curated record.